Molecule: messenger RNA, 366 nt
Organism: Adineta ricciae
Lineage: Eukaryota; Metazoa; Rotifera; Eurotatoria; Adinetida; Adinetidae
Source: the annotation of a GenBank genome assembly
AUGCAUUGUCAAGAUUUUCGAUCGCCAUAUGGCACAUUAGUUGACUGUAGCAAUCGAACGCGAAUCAAUUGUUCAGAUGAACAACGUCUGCUAUACUUUCUAAUGAGAAAUUAUUCCAAUAGUGUUCGACCAGUCCACAAUGCUAGUGUACCGGUACCAGUGAAACUUGGCUUAACAUUAACGCAAAUAUUUGAUAUGAUGGAGAAGAAUCAAAUAUUGAUAACAAAUGUAUGGCUUGACCAAGAAUGGCGUGAUGAAUUUCUUCAAUGGAAUCCUGAUGAUUUCAAUGGAAUUCGUCGUCUCAAUCUCCCAUCGAAACUCAUCUGGUUACCAGAUAUCGUUCUCUACAAUGUAAAAGAAAGAUAA